CGGCUCCGCUCGGCUGGACUCGGCUCGGUUCGGCUGGGUUCGGCUCCGCUCGGCUCCGCUCGGCUGGGGGAUGGUCCGGGCCGCGGGCGCCCGGGACCCACGAGAUUGAUGGAGGCAGGAACCAAAACUCUUCCCCUGGAGAAUGCAUCGAUUCUUUCGGAGGGCUCCCUGCAGGAAGGGCAUCGACUCUGGAUCGGCAACCUGGACCCCAAGAUAACCGAGUACCACCUCCUCAAACUCCUUCAGAAGUUUGGCAAAGUGAAGCAAUUCGACUUCCUCUUCCACAAGUCGGGGGCUUUGGAGGGACAGCCCCGAGGGUACUGCUUUGUCAACUUUGAAACCAAACAGGAAGCAGAACAAGCAAUCCAAUGUCUCAACGGCAAGCUGGCCCUAUCCAAGAAACUGGUGGUUCGGUGGGCUCAUGCUCAAAUAAAGAGAUACGACCAUAACAAGAAUGAUAAAAUCCUGCCAAUUAGUCUUGAGCCUUCAUCAAGCACUGAACCAACUCAGUCCAACUUAAGCGUCAGUGCAAAGAUCAAAGCAAUUGAGGCAAAGCUGAAAAUGAUGGCUGAGAAUCCAGAUGCAGAGUAUCCUGCAGCCCCAGUUUAUUCCUACUUCAAGCCUCCAGAUAAAAAAAGGACUACACCUUAUUCCAGAACUGCUUGGAAAUCUAGAAGAUGAUGUUGGUCACUGUUGUAGAAAGCAAAAGAAAACUGCUUUAUACACCUCUGAAAUCUUUGCUUUUGUACUUUGUAGACUUGAAAGGUACUAUCCGACAGAGCACAGCCACACUGUCACAGUGUUUUGUAACAUAGCCUUUUAAAUUUUCUUAAAGCUGUUCCUUGUUUGAAGCCUAUGUGGAAUUGAGCACUGUCCAGAAUAAAUAGGGUUGCAUCCAAAGUCAUGACUUUAAUAGGAGUUCCUCUAGGUCUAUUUACACAUGAAGACUGGGAACACGAGACAUAUGCUAGACAAAAAAAAGCUAACAAAUGAGUUUUAAUUCUAGAAGUACAUUAAUCAAAGUCUUAGAAGAAGUGUUCAAACGUCCUAUUAAAAAAACAAAACAAAACACAAAAGGGAUGUUGAGUGUGUGUAAAGGGGGUGAAGAUGGCAAGGUGGGGGGGAAAGGGUCCUUGAGUUUAUCAUAUAGAAAAACCCCCAACAUCAAAGAAAGAAAAACUUUUGGGACCAUCGGGGAUAGUUUAAGCAUUCUCCUAAUGGUUCUGAACACACCCUGCCCACCAACCUUCCAAAAAAGAAUGUCAAUCUUUAAAAAUCCUUGCAAUUGGAGCAGAACAUUUUACUCUAGAAAGUAUAAAAAGGCAACUGAUGGAUUUAUAAAAACUGUAUAUUCCAAAUCAAACUGCAUUGCGUACUUCUGAACUGUAGGAAUGUUAAUGUGGAACUUUUUAAAACUGUAUGUAGAACAUGUUAGGAGUUCGGAGAUGAGAGAAUUCUGUUUAGAGCUUAAGAAUACCUAACAGGCAGAAAAGUGAAAUCUCCUUUUGCAAACAAAAGCAUUGGUAAUUUGUUGCCACCCAGGCAUCUGUCAAACAAAUUGCAUCCCAAACAAUUCUUUGCAUCUGAUUGGAUAGCAGAGGCCAAAUUGUGUGCAGAGUAGGGUUGAAGCAAAGCCUGAAUAGCCCAGUGAAAACAGGCACUAAGUUUUCAUCAACCCCCCUGGAUUUUGGAGUACCUUACCUUUUGAAGUCAUAUGACUCUGGUUGUGAUUAGCUGCUUCUGCAUGACAUAAUACAGUUUUUCUUCCAAGGAGCCUGCUUCCCUGUAAAUAUUCUCUGACCCUUUGAACAGUGGAAAUAUGCAUAAUGCAGGAAUUUGAAUGAGUGGUCAUCCAGACCCACAUCUUGAUAGACCCUUUCACUCCCCUCACCCCUUCGAUUAGCAUUGUUAGUGAAUCUCGCCUGCCACAUCUCCUUGCUGCAAAUGCGUCUCACUUUUCUAGCAACUUAAGUCUUCCUAUGUUCAUUAUUGAGUUAAAUGAAUGAAAAUAAACUUCUGUGUAGCCAAGAUCCAGAAGUCAUAGGAUAAAUAAAGGGAAACACUUUUUAUUAAAGACAAAUUUCUUUGGGACUCUUGUA
Molecule: messenger RNA, 2099 nt
Organism: Tachyglossus aculeatus (Australian echidna)
Lineage: Eukaryota; Metazoa; Chordata; Mammalia; Monotremata; Tachyglossidae
Gene: RBM18
Product: RNA binding motif protein 18
Exons: 6
Coding region: 109-681 (190 amino acids)
Molecular function (GO): RNA binding
Source: RefSeq, a predicted model, not a curated record